AUGGAUUACAACAGUCUCAUCUCAUGCAUCAAUCAGGCCGAGUCUCUGUCCGAUCCUCAGGUCAUUAACAGUGAACAACGUCAACGUCUUCGACAAGCGUGCGAAAAGCUUUCGGCGCGCCUUGAAACCCCGCUGGAUAGACUGAGAAGGGUUACGUCUGGGUGCUAUGAGCUCCCAUUCUUGAAGUUGGCCGUCGAUACAGGCAUCUUUGAUCUCUUCAACGAGCACAAGGAGACUGGCGCGGAAUUCCAUGUGUCUGAGAUUGCCGCACACACGAAAACUGAUCCGCUUCUCAUAGGCCGCAUUGUUAGAUUUCUGACUGCUGUCGGCUUCUUUGACGUGACGGUGGAGGGCAAAGUCAAGGCCACCAGGUUUUCCCAAAGCGUCACUCCUAAGAGCAUAGUCCACGACUCCAUUCUCUUAAGUGGGCUAUAUGCAGCGCCGUUUGUCCGGCUUCCAUGGUAUUUGAAGGAAACCAAAUAUCAGAUUCCAGACAAUGGAUAUUCAGGUCCAUUCCAAUACGCUUUGAACACCGACCUGCACUUCUUCGACUGGCUGGACACGCACACCCCAGAACGCGACGCAUUCCACCGCAUGAUGGAGGCCUCCAAGAGCUCGACAUCAGCCAACUGGACUGACUAUCUGACGGAAGAUCGAUUCCAGGAACUAGUCAGUUCCAAUCAAACACCCUUCACCUUUGUUGAUGUUGGAGGAGGCUUCUUUGAUCCCCAGCCCGUCCACAGUGCAGAUGUCUAUCUUCUUGCCCGCAUCCUGCACGACUGGCCGGAUGUGCAGGCGCGACAGAUUUUGGCCCAUAUACGGGAGGCAAUGGGACCCGAGUCCGUUCUCUUUGUCUUUGAACGUGUCUUCCCAGACGCCUUGCACGAGACAAACCCCGGCGAUGUUGUCACUGAUGCGACGAUGAUGGCGAUUUUUGCCUCUUUGGAGCGGUCCGAGGGUCAAUUCAAAGACCUCUUCGAUUCGGUGGGCUUGAAAAUGGUGCAUGCAUGGCGCCGCCACGCAGAAGAUGACGUUCAAGCCGUGUUGGAGAUUGUCCGGUCGUAG
Penicilliopsis zonata CBS 506.65 is the source of this 1065-nucleotide messenger RNA. RefSeq lists its product as hypothetical. NCBI's taxonomy places the organism in Eukaryota, Fungi, Ascomycota, Eurotiomycetes, Eurotiales, Aspergillaceae. Gene Ontology annotation, molecular function: O-methyltransferase activity. The coding region runs from base 1 to 1065 and encodes 354 amino acids. The transcript has 5 exons. The record is from RefSeq and is a predicted model, not a curated record.